This is a messenger RNA of Sander lucioperca (pikeperch), 2272 nucleotides long. RefSeq names its product endophilin-B2-like. Gene Ontology annotation, cellular component: membrane; cytoplasm. The transcript is spliced from 14 exons. The record is from RefSeq and is a predicted model, not a curated record. NCBI's taxonomy places the organism in Eukaryota, Metazoa, Chordata, Actinopteri, Perciformes, Percidae. The coding region runs from base 149 to 1336 and encodes 395 amino acids. Gene Ontology annotation, molecular function: protein binding. Gene Ontology annotation, biological process: membrane organization.
UUGAUACGUUUGACGUAAAGAGGCCUCCGUGGCGGUCACGUGACUGUUGCCCUGUGCGGCUGUGCCAUAACAUCCAGCCGCUGGUGUCGAGUAGUCUGCUCAUCCUAGCUUAAAGUGUAACACCACAAGCUAGCAGGAACAGACAAUAAUGGAUUUCAACGUGAAGAAAUUUGCGAGCGAUGCAGGAGUGUUUUUCACGCGAGCUGUCCAGUUCACAGAGGAGAAGUUGGGCCAGGCGGAGAAGACUGAGUUGGACGCUCACUUCGAGAACCUGAUGAGCCGUGCAGACUGCACCAAACACUGGACUGAGAAAAUAUAUAGACAGACUGAGGUCCUGCUGCAGCCCAACCCAAUUGAUCACACCGGUGCCAGAAUUGAAGAGUUUCUCUAUGAAAAGUUGGACAGGAAGGCACCAUGCAGAAUUACCAAUGGAGAGCUGCUGGGUCAAUAUAUGCAGGAUGCAGCAAAGGAAUUUGGCCCUGGAACUCCUUAUGGGAGUACCUUGAUGGAGGUUGGGGAUUGUGAGAGAAGAUUAGGAGCAGCAGAGCGGGAGUUCUUCCAGACGUCAGCCAUCAGCUUUCUUACCCCCCUCAGGAACUUUCUGGAAGGAGACUGGAGGACCAUUUCAAAAGAACGGCGUCUUCUGGAGAAUCUUCGCCUGGACCUGGAUGCCUGUAAAACACGUGUGAAGAAGGCCAAGGUGGCUGAGGCUAAGGCUGCGUGCGAUGGUGAAAUGGCUCCAGAUUUUCAGGAGACCAGACCCCGCAACUAUGUGCUUUCUGCCAGUGCCUCUGCGCUCUGGAGUGAGGAAGUGGAAAAAGCUGAACACGAGCUCCGAGUGGCCCAAACAGAGUUUGACCGCCAAGCAGAGGUUACACGGCUGCUUUUGGAGGGCAUCAGUAGUACACAUGUGAACCACUUGCGCUGCCUGCAUGAGUUUGUGGAGGCCCAAGCCGCUUACUAUAAGCAGUGUCAUUUCCACAUGCAAGAACUCCAGAAAGAGCUGGCCAGUUGUGAUCAGGACGUGCUUCCCAAUGCAUUUGCGCUGAACUCCACUCACUCCAUAGCUACUGCGGGCUCUGCAUCAGAGGGCAUCAGCAGCCCUGUGGAGACAGACACACUGAAGAUUGAGGAAGUUCAGGCACCAGCGACAGGAACCCGCAAGGCCAAAGUCCUUUAUGAUUACGAUGCUGCUGACUCCAGUGAGCUCUCCCUUUUAGCUGAUGAGCUCAUUACAGUUUACACCGUGCCGGGAAUGGACUCUGACUGGCUGAUUGGAGAGAGAGGAAACCAGAAAGGAAAAGUGCCUGUCACAUACCUGGAGCUUCUCAGCUAAAGAACACACAUGCAUUGACACACACACACACACACACACACACACACACACACACACACACACACACACACACACACACACACACACGCAUGUGCAUGUGUGAGUACUACUGAAGCCAUGAGGAUAUUUCAUUCACUUCAUUAAAUUUCACACUCUUACACUAACCUGUAACCUUCAAUAGCACUCCUCCACAGUAAGCAUUAGCAAAGUUAAACACACACACACUCAUUCGUGUGCCUCUCAGAACACACUGAAGUAUAAUCACAUGACACUGACCGCAGUGAUAAUGGAGACAUUGUUACAAUGUGUGCAGAAAAAAUCCCUGUGGGGAAUAGUUAACAUUCCUUUUAGGUAUGUUUGGUGGAUUAUUAUUAUUAUUAUUAUGAUGAUGUUUUCUUAUUUAUUACAUAUUUAUUGUUGUACAUCCCAAUGGUUCAGGUAGACCUUUCUCACUGUCUUCAGAUGGAUUUCCAUUGAAAUAAUGUUACUUUGUUUAAAAAGAAAAGUGUCUUUAUUGUCUCUUGAAGCUGUCCAUGGAGUUUGUCUUCAGAAGGCAGCGGUACGGAUGAAACAAGCGUGCAAUAACCACACCUUGAUUCUCAAGGGUAGAUGACAAUUCUUAUCCUUCAAUUAUGUCAGUUAAGUACAGUUUAUCUCUGUAUGACAGAUACUCCUCAUUGAAGAAGUGAAAACAGACAUGGGCAAACGGAUCAUCAUGACCACAUCUUGACAGAUAUGUCAUUAUGUUCUGUUGCUGUUGCAUAACUAAAAAUAACGUACGACUGCUUCAUAGUUUUGCUGCAGAAAUGUGUUCUGUGUUAUUCCCCUUUCUUCCAAAACGACAUGAAUAGAUUUGCAUUUUCAUGGAUUUCUUUUUUAUUUUUUAUCAUUCUAUUAUCCUCAACUCUUUGGAAGCAGAUUUGCCUUAACUGUUAA